Molecule: messenger RNA, 1079 nt
Organism: Zea mays
Lineage: Eukaryota; Viridiplantae; Streptophyta; Magnoliopsida; Poales; Poaceae
Exons: 2
Coding region: 681-1001 (106 amino acids)
Source: RefSeq, a predicted model, not a curated record
CGUGGUUGCUGCUCUGCUGCGCGAAUUCAACCAGCCAUUUGGCUCACGGGAAAGCCCCGUUCGGCGGGGCAUCGCGCACGGGCGGGCGCACGACGAGGAGGGUCGGACGAUGGCACCGCAGGCGCAGGAGCCGCACGGAGACCGCGCGCGGUGCGGCGCCCGCCAGAUGCAGCAACCCCAGUACCCCACGCCGCGCGUGCCUUCCGCGCGCGGCAGGGCGGGGCGGCGCGGCGGCUGCGUCCCCACCGCGGAGACGCCACGCCGAUCAGACGUCGCCACGGAGACGGGCAGUUCGGCUCGUCGCGUUCGUGCUGCCGUGGCGCGCCAGGACCUAGCGCGUGACCGCGACGAUCGACCGAGGUAACGCCCCGUCGACGGCAUUAGCCUCUCCCGGAGGGAACCGCCCCCCGCCCAGCGCCCACUGCUCCUGCUGGUCCGUCCCUGGCAGUGGCACGAAGCCUGGCUGGUUCGGCCGUCGCGUCGCGUGGCCGGGUCGCCAUCGCCUCGGACUAAAAUUCCGUUUGACCUGGCGCGUACGUACGUAUCAGACGAUGACACGUACUGCCGACGGCCUCAUUGCGCCGGCGAGUCGCGAGUCGCGAGUGCAUGAUUGCGCCGCCCGUUCCUCCACAGCACAGUAGCGCGCUGCUGCAUGCAGUAGCCAUGGACGGAGGAUCGACAUGGACCGAGUCUCUCUACUCUCUACAUGGCUGUUGCCCAGAAACGCUCGGUUCGGGACGGAAACUGGACAGCAGGCAGGCAGGCAGGCCGGCCGGCCGGUCUGCGAUGUGUACCGCCGCCGGUACUCGGCAGACAUUACGCAGCGCGUGCGUGCUCCGGCUGCACUGCACUGCACUGCACCCCGGCCCCUACGUACCGGCGAGCAGUUAAUGGAGAAACAUGCCGUGUCGGCCAGACUGGGCAACCCGACCCACCAGCGCGGCCUGGCCAUGCCCAUGGGCAGGGACACGGACACGGUUGGCUUUGGCUUGGCUGCCUGAUUUCCUUUUUUACUGUUUCUGUAACACCCACUUUGUAUUUGCUAGAGAUAAUACCAAUAGAGAAACAAUUUCUUUUUA